Molecule: messenger RNA, 1759 nt
Organism: Cimex lectularius (bed bug)
Lineage: Eukaryota; Metazoa; Arthropoda; Insecta; Hemiptera; Cimicidae
Gene: magu
Product: SPARC-related modular calcium-binding protein 2
Exons: 13
Coding region: 55-1629 (524 amino acids)
Biological process (GO): extracellular matrix organization
Cellular component (GO): basement membrane
Molecular function (GO): calcium ion binding; extracellular matrix binding; protein binding
Source: RefSeq, a predicted model, not a curated record
AAACCAGAAUCCAGAGGCCAGUCUUAUUUGUGGCCAUGUGGUGUUAGGGUAAAUAUGAUUCAAACGAUUAUCUUCAUAUUCUUCUUGCCUUCACUCGUAAAGGGUUCGUGCGAGGGUAAAAUAGCAACAUGUGAGGGACGAAAUCCCCCUAGGCUGGUUUGUGGCUCAAACGGUAUAACAUACACCACCAGAUGCCAUCUUCUAAAAGCCAUGUGCGCAGGGAAGCCUGGUCUUCGUGUGGCACACAAAGGGCCUUGUACUUCUAAACAACCCUGUUGGGCCAAUGAAGAUACAAGAGCAGACGAAGAAGGGCUGACAUUUAGGCCUAAAUGUCUUUCGGAUGGAAGAUACGCUCCUGUCCAAUGCCACGAAAGUACUGGCUACUGCUGGUGCGUUACGGAACAUGGUAAACCCAUAAGCAAUACAUCCGUCAGAAACACCAAACCCAAAUGCAACCGAAGAGGAAAACAGAGAAUUGGAUCUACAAGAGGUCUUAAACAAAAGAAAGGCUGUGGGCGAUUGGAAAGGGCUAAUUUUAUAACUAACUUAAUCAGAAUAUUUAAAACCGAAUAUGGAAGAAUAAACGAAGAACCAAUGAACGCUACCCAUGAUGAAAUGGUUCAAUUGGCUGUUCGAUGGAAAUUUGACACUUUGGACGGAGACGAGAACAAGACAUUGACCAGAGAUGAAUACAUAGAUCUGAAAAAAAUUAUAAGGAAAGUUGUUAGGCCCAAAAAGUGCGCCCAUUCGUUUAUUAGAUACUGCGAUUUGAACAGAGACAGUAUCCUUACUUUACAGGAGUGGGAAAAUUGCCUGCAAAAACCCACGGUUAGGAGGAAAAAAAAUAAAUUGACGAAAAAUAAAGAAAGGGAUUUCGGAGUAGUGCAAGACAGCGUAUCUUUGCUGAGCGCCAACUUUUCAGGUUUGGGCGUUGAAGAACAGUCGGAAAGAAAAGAUGAACCAGAAAUCAACGAUUGUUGGAGUGAUCGAAAUUCAGUCUUAGAAGAGCAACAAGGCGGAUUAGCCAAACUAUACAUUCCGGAAUGCACUAAUGACGGACGAUACAAAAAAAUCCAGUGCUACACGUCAACAGGGUACUGUUGGUGCGUUCAUGAAGAUACGGGUAAACCUAUACCCGGUACUUCGACGAGGGAGCCGUACCCAAAAUGUGAUGCAGUCCAACCUCCACCUCGUCCAAUGAAGGGUUGUUCGGAAAAUACAAAACGAGUCUUUUUGAAUGACCUCCUUGCAUUUUUCAAGCACAUGAAAGUAAUACAGGGUACGACAAGUGCUGACAAAACAGCCAUUUUGAAAGAGGAUCAAUCCACUGCAGAGAAGGAGUCAAUCGCUCAGUGGUAUUUUUACCAAUUGGACAUAAAUAAAAACAAAGUGCUUGACAGGAAGGAAUGGAAAACAUUUAGGUCGACAAUCGCACAGCACAAUCGACUAAGACAUUGUGGGAAAAAAUUACCGAGAUAUUGCGAUGUCAAUCAUGACAGGAAGAUAAGCAUUACCGAAUGGUUCAACUGUUUAAGUAUUCACGAAGAAACUUCAAAAACGGUGGUUUCUACAACAAGCCAGAAAAGAAGAGGACCGAAUCCCUUGGAGUCGCUACUGCACGAUGAUUAACCGUUAACUCAAAUUGUGAUUUCUGCUUGUCAGUUGAUAUUGAAACAUAUUUUGAUUCAUUACUUAGUUUUUAUUAUUAACUAUUUGCUUUAAAAAUAAAUUAAUUACACUUUUUUUAAAAGAAAAAAAA